AAUCAAGAUGGCGACCUCUCUGGGUUCCAACACCUACAACAGGCAGAACUGGGAGGAUGCGGACUUCCCCAUUCUGUGCCAGACGUGUCUCGGAGAAAAUCCGUAUAUCCGAAUGACCAAAGAGAAGUAUGGGAAGGAAUGUAAAAUCUGUGCCAGGCCAUUCACAGUGUUUCACUGGUGCCCCGGGGUCCGCAUGCAUUUCAAGAAAACUGAAGUGUGCCAGACCUGCAGUAAAUUGAAGAAUGUCUGUCAGACCUGCCUCUUGGAUCUGGAAUAUGGCCUGCCCAUCCAGGUCCGUGAUGCGGGAUUAUCUUUUAAGGAUGACAUGCCAAAGUCAGAUGUUAACAAAGAGUACUACACGCAGAAUAUGGAGAGAGAAAUUUCUAACUCUGAUGGAACGCGGCCAGUUGGCAUGUUGGGGAAAGCCACCUCCACCAGUGACAUGUUGCUCAAGCUGGCCCGGACCACACCCUACUACAAGAGGAAUCGACCCCACAUUUGCUCCUUCUGGGUAAAAGGAGAAUGUAAAAGAGGAGAGGAGUGCCCAUACAGACAUGAGAAGCCAACAGAUCCAGAUGACCCCCUUGCUGAUCAGAACAUUAAAGACUGA
Molecule: messenger RNA, 610 nt
Organism: Lutra lutra (Eurasian river otter)
Lineage: Eukaryota; Metazoa; Chordata; Mammalia; Carnivora; Mustelidae
Product: pre-mRNA-splicing factor RBM22-like
Exons: 1
Coding region: 8-610 (200 amino acids)
Cellular component (GO): U2-type catalytic step 2 spliceosome; U2-type catalytic step 1 spliceosome; Prp19 complex
Molecular function (GO): metal ion binding; pre-mRNA binding; U6 snRNA binding
Source: RefSeq, a predicted model, not a curated record